This is a messenger RNA of Sorghum bicolor (sorghum), 1847 nucleotides long. RefSeq names its product ankyrin repeat, PH and SEC7 domain containing protein secG. The coding region runs from base 139 to 1449 and encodes 436 amino acids. Gene Ontology annotation, molecular function: protein binding. The transcript is spliced from 12 exons. The record is from RefSeq and is a predicted model, not a curated record. NCBI's taxonomy places the organism in Eukaryota, Viridiplantae, Streptophyta, Magnoliopsida, Poales, Poaceae.
AGACAAGCGAAAACCCCAGUCCCACUCCCUUCCUCGCGAAGCUUUUCUUCUUCCUCCCUCUCACCGUCUGACGACACGAUCGAGGUGAUUCAGGAGAGAGGCGCGCGGCAGCACGGGAGAUCGCGCGGGGCGAGAGCCAUGGCGGCGCCGUUCGUGUACCUCCCCUCCACCUUCAACGGCAACAGUCCCGACGCUCUUCUCAAGGCUGCGCUGGACGGCAACCUCGGCCGCAUCAAAGGUAUCAUAAGGAACCUUGGCAUAGGAAAUGGUGAUCGAGCAGCAGUGUUGUCUUUUCACAAGGAUGGCUUUGGGGUGCUGCACUGUGCAGCAUGCCAGGGCCAUCUGGAGGUUUGCAAGUACUUGGUUGAGGAACUAGGGUGUGAUCCAAAUAUGGCUGAAGGCUCAUGUGAAGGUGCAACACCAUUUAUGGCCUCUGCACAGUCAGGUGAUAUAUCCACUGUGAAGUAUCUACUUGAUCAUGGUGGUGAUCUAAUGAAAGCAGAUGCAAAAGGACGCACAGUUCUACACCAUGCUGUAUGUGCAGGAAGCUGUAAGGUAACAGAAUUCCUUCUUUCAAAAGGAAUACCAGUUGACAUAGACUGUGGCCGUGGGACACCACUUUUCCAUGCUGCUAAUAAUGAACAGGAUAAGACCUUGAAGAUUUUGUUGGACCACCACGCAAAUCCUAACACCAUUGUUGGCGGUGGCAUGGGCACACCACUAAUGAGUGCUCUUAUCUACCGUUCGUUGAAGUGCAUGAAGCUACUUAUUAAGGCUGGUGCGGAAGUUAAUGGCGAAGGUUCCGUUAUGCCUCCUCUAGUGUUUGCUACAGGUCAUGGAGGGUAUACCAACUUCAUUCAGUUACUGUUGAAGGCUGGAGCAAACCCUAAUAUUCCUGAUGAUCUGGGAAGGUUGCCAAUAGAGCUUGCUGCGCUGCGUGAGUGCAAGGAAGAAGUAGAGAUGCUGCUGCCCUUGACUUCGCCAAUCCCAAAUGUCAGAAACUGGAGUGUUGAUGGAGUAAUCUCUCAUGCAAAAUUUGAAAAUACAAAGCCAUUGGAUAAAAUGCGCAUUAAUAGAAGAAGAGCUAUGAUCAAGUCACAGGCAGAUCUGGCAUUCAGGCAGAAGGACUAUGCCCUGGCAUUAAAAUUCUAUAAUAUGGGGAUAGACAUUGCACCAGAAGCAACACUGUAUUCCAACAGAAGCCUCUGUAAACUGAGAAUGGGUGAUGGUGAAGGCGCUCUAUCAGAUGCUUACCAGUGCAGGAUGAUGAGGCCUGACUGGGCAAAAGCUUGCUAUCGGCAGGCAGCUGCUCACAUGCUACUCAAGGAGUACAAGCAAGCUUAUGACGCCCUCCUGGAUGCACAAAAAUUGGAUCCUGGCAAUGAUGAGAUCGAGAAGGAGCUAAGCAAGGCUAUGGAAUCCAUGAAUGUCUCCCCUGAUGAAGAUUAGCAGUGAAGCAUUGUGGCCGUCUGGCAAGAAUGUCUGUGCUGGUUAAAGAAGAGUAAGCUAUCAGCUGGAUACCUCCCAAUGAUUAUGCGUAGUAGAUUAAGGACCAAACCUUGUAGCCUGUUUAGCAAGCAGCGUUCUGUCGAGUGUAAGGCACGGGACGGGAGAAUUUUUCUUUUGAGUUAAGUGGUAGUGCAACUGUGGAGAGUUGAAGCACGUUUCUUUCUUGAGCUUGGAAGACAAGAGUUUAGUCUAGAACAGGAGAAAAGCCUGCACAACAACAGGAAUUUCUAAUGCGCUCAUCGCCAACUCAUUUGGAAAAUUUCUGUGAAGUUUCAGCCGCCAAACAGUGCUGGCGUCUCAGUUGUUGAUUUACCUUUUGAUCUGUCUAUUACUCGUUA